CACCCAGCGGCUCAGGUUUCCCUUCGUCGUCGACGAAGAACACGAAAGAAAAAGGCGCGACAUGAAUAGACCCUUGGAACCUGAGAUCAGCACUGGGUUUUGCCACGGCGCUGACAAUACGCCACCCACCCUCGACUCCCAAGCGGUCGCUACUCGAACUCUCAAGCAACAGAAGAUGAGAGCCGCCGCGGUCAAGUUGGAGCCCAAGAAGCUCUCACCUUUCCUCAAAGACGCUACUCCAACUGCUUCUUUCUCAGGACUUCCUCCCGAGGUGCUUUAUGAGAUAUUCAACCACUGCGACCCCGCGUCCCUCGUCCUCCUAACGAAAACGUCCAUCGUCUUGCGCGACAUGCUAAUGGAGAGCUCUCAGAGCAUAAUCAGAUUGUGGAAGGAGCGGUACACCGCUUGCACGGGGUACGAGCUGCCGCCCGCGGCGGUUGAUAUCUCGAUCCCCAGACUCGCCUGCUUGAUCGUGGAUGAGUCCUGCUCUCUCUGCAACGCGUAUCCCGGGCCGGAGAGCAAGAAGGCGCCCAUCAUCAUCUGGAACGCGCGCAUACGGUGCUGCAAGGCGUGCCUCUACGGAAGCGACCGCCUCAUCUACGAGGAGAACCUGACUACAUUUAAAGCCAUCCGCGACGUCCGCCGCCUCCUCGGGCCCGCCGGGUUCCGGCCGCAUGACCUGUUCCCGGGCUUGUCUGCUUCGAACGGCAUCUACCAGCUCUUCAUGCUCGAGCCGGUCGAGAGGUUCGUCAGGGAUUACGAGAGGUUUGUCGAGGACGACGAGAGAUUCGUGAAAGACGGCGAGAGGUUCGUCAAGGACGACGAGCAGGAGUGCACGGUCAAGACGAAAGACGAGAAGACCAACUCAAAAGAAGAGAAGACCAACUCAAAAGAAGAGAAGACCAAAACAAAAGAAGAGAAGACCAAGUCGAACGAGGAGAAGUCCAACACGAAAGAGGAGCAGACCAAGACGAAAGAGGAGACCAAGACGAAAGAAGAGAAGACCAAGACGAGCGAAGAGAAGACCAAGACGAAAGAAGAAAGAAGAGAAGACCAAAACGAAAGAAGAGGAGACCAACUCGAAAGAAGAAGAGACCAAAACGAAAGAGGCGAAGACCAGAACGAAAGAGGCGAAAAAAGCGUGGGUAGCGCGCAAGGCGGCGGAGUUUGCAAAGAUCAGGAAGUUGAGUCGUGGUCUCGCCGUCUCGCUAGCCAUGGAAGCCUAUACUCGCCAGCCCACGCCCAUAUCUGCAAGCAGUGGGAGGCGAAGAUCCAAGCGCAGCAGAAAGCGAAGGAGAAGGCGGUGCGCAGGGACAGGUUGGAGGGGAUACUACAACACCUUAAUGUGCUUGGAAUGGAAGCGGAGGUGCACCAAUCGGCGAAUUGGGAUGCUUUCAGGGCGCACGCAAUCGUAACUGAGCCAAAGGAGCUCACGGAGGAAGCCUGGAACCACAUCCGUGUCCCCUUACUCCAGUUCGUCAACGACCUUCGCGAGACACGCCUCGCGCACGAGCGGCGCGAGAUCAUCCGCCAGCGAUACAACACGCUCGAGAAGGUCUACAACACAUACCUGGACGAGCAGACGGGCCCGGAGCGCUACAACGCGUCCCUCAACCGCUUCGAAGGGACCGCGGCGCGCUACCUGCUGCCCCAAAUCGGCGACCUAAUCACGUUUCGGGAGGUCGUGGACCUCAUCGAGGGCACGCCCGUCGAGCAGCCGCUCACGGAGGACCAGAUACGCGCUCUGAUCGACCAGCUCACGCGCACGCCCAUCGACGCACUGGGCCAGACGCGCUUCCGGGCGUGGCGCGCGGGGUGCGAAAGGGAGCUGGCAGCGCUGCUCAGUGCGGCGGACCCGGCGCGAACGGCGGCGGACCUUAGACUCCACCUCGCGGCGACGCUGUUCUCGCGCGUGGACGAUGUCCGGACGCGGCUGCAGUACCCCGCCGUCCUCGGCGCGCGCCCGGGCGCGGACUGCCGCGACGGGUGCCCAACACCGCGCCGCGCGCCCGCCAAAGCGGACACCAUGCCGCCGGCGCAGGUCCUUGCCCGGACCGCGUGGUCGGCGGCGGCGUUCACGGUCGAGCUCGCGCGGCUGCGGCUAGCGGAGCAGGUCGUCAGCCUCGCGGGGCUCGAUCCGCGCACGGCGACUCCGGCGGCGAUGGACGCGCGCGGGGCGUGGGUCGCGCUCAAGAGCGAGAUGGACGGCAGCGGGGGCACAUAUCGGGCGAUGAUGUGGCGGUAUGCGGUGCUCAACUACGACGGGCCCGGUCUCCGGUCUCCCGAGGAUGUGAGGAGGGCCAAGUUCGUGCUGCUGUCGGACGAGGAUGCGGCGCAGGCGCACGCACAAGCGGCGCAUGCGUGGGCGGGUCAGGGAUAUGCAGACCUCCCCAGGCCACAUAAGUAUUAGAGGGGCAAGUCGCGCAAGCGGGGUGUCUUGUAGGAUGUAUACGCACUUUCUCUGGCGCGGAUGUCUAACGGGAGGAAGGAUCCUUGUGCAAAAUCUAUCAUGUACAGCGAAGCAGACGUAGCCAUCUUUCAGCACGCUGGCGGUCAGAGACUUAAUUUGUGCUAGGAAUCAAGCUACUCCAAAUGUACUGGCAACGCAAAAUGGCACGCCAAUUAGAUACGGACACGUCUAUACGCCAUCGAAAAGGUACGUGGAUGAC
Schizophyllum commune H4-8 is the source of this 2669-nucleotide messenger RNA. RefSeq lists its product as uncharacterized. Gene Ontology annotation, molecular function: protein binding. The transcript is spliced from 10 exons. The record is from RefSeq and is a predicted model, not a curated record. The coding region runs from base 62 to 2410 and encodes 782 amino acids. Lineage: Eukaryota; Fungi; Basidiomycota; Agaricomycetes; Agaricales; Schizophyllaceae.